Messenger RNA from Apiotrichum porosum, 2196 nucleotides. RefSeq lists its product as uncharacterized. NCBI's taxonomy places the organism in Eukaryota, Fungi, Basidiomycota, Tremellomycetes, Trichosporonales, Trichosporonaceae. The record is from RefSeq and is a predicted model, not a curated record. Gene Ontology annotation, molecular function: protein binding. Gene Ontology annotation, cellular component: NuA4 histone acetyltransferase complex. The transcript has 4 exons. The coding region runs from base 1 to 2196 and encodes 731 amino acids.
AUGGACGCCCCCGUCCAGCACCUCACGGUGCAGGAAAAGCUCCUCUUUGCGCAGGCCGUGUACAAGGUCGGCGCAGCGGCGUGGGUUCAGGUCUCCAAACUCCUCGCCGAGCACCCGUGCACCCGCGGCCGCCCGGCGGAGUACUACACCCCCGACGCGUGCGAGACUACAUACGUGACGCUCAUGAAGGGUAUUGACAUCAACGUCCCCGCGCCUGAUGCGGCCAAACCUCAGGCCAAGGUCCACCUCCAGCUUGCGCGGACGUUCUACUUUGCCCGUAUGCAGGAGCUCAAGGACCAAAUUGCGACCUACGAGCAACGCUUCACCGAACUCAUGAACGAGGUCAAUGCCAUCAAGGCCGGCGAGAUGGACAGUGCUAUCCACGGCGAGAUUCGGGCGGCUCUGGCUAAGAAGUACGGCAAGAAAAUGGUCGACACUUGGUCCCCACUUCCCUCCGAGAUCAAGGAGGUGCUUGUUGCCGGUCCCGAAUCGGCCAAGACGCCCGAGCCUGUGCCACCCCCAGCGGAGGUCGUUACCGCCAAGGUCGAAGAGGAAGAGAAGCCGGACGAGACACCAGUAGAAGUCGCUGCACCUGAAGAGGAGGAGGAGAAGCAAGAGGAAGAAGUGGUCGAGCCUGUCGAGGACACUCCUGCAGAGGAGACUCCCGAACAGUCUCCACAGGAGGAAGCUACUGCCGAGCUCGAAGAGGCUGUCCCCGACGAGGAACAAGCGGAACCUGAGAAGGAGGAGGACGAGCCAGUGACAGCCGAGGCAUCCCCCGAAGAAGCUGCUGCUGCUGAAGAGGAACCCGCUGCCGAGCCCGAGAAUGAGGACGAGCCCAUGGCUGAGGCUGAGGCGGAAGCCGAGACGACCGCCGAACCCGAGGAGACUCCUGCCGAGGGCGAGGAUGUGGACAUGGACAAGGAGGCCGACGACGACAAGACGCCCACUCCUGAGGAGGAGUCUUCAGCGCCGACUCCCGCCGCCGCCUCUCCCAAACCGACUACACCCAAGCCCACCUCGCGUGGCUCCUCGCCAGGAUCCGAUCUUUCUCCUGCGUCGGACCUCUCGCCCCUUCCGCCAGAGGACAACCAGCCCGCCGAGGCCCCUCCUUCUUCUCCGACACCAGCCAGCACCCGCGACAAGAAGCGCAAGGCCACGAGCCAGGCGCGUGGUGGUCCCGCUGCCAAGCGUCGUGGUCUUCGUGGAGCGUCGCCCGCUGCCAGUCACGAACCCGAAGAGUCGGAGGCUGAGGCUGAGGCCGAGGCUGAGGCUGAAGAGGAAGAGGAGACUGUCAAGGAAGAGCCUGAGGAGGAGGACACGACCCGUGGCCGGCGGUCAACUCGCCGUGGCAAGAAGGCCGAAUCGCCACAGAAGCACACUUCACCACCGCCCAAGCGUGGUGUGUCUGUGUCGUCAACGGCGUCCGGUACACCUACCGUACCCGAGAGCCGCACACGUCGCAGUGGACGUGCGUCCCGGGGUAUGCGUGACGACGUCGUCUCCAAAUCUGUCCGUGCCGCUUCCGAAGCCACGUCGGUCAAGGAAGAGCAUGCGGACAAGGAGCACCACGUCGAGUCGUCGGACAUUGAGGAGGAGGCACCUGAGCCCGAGGAGGAGAAGCGGAGCACGCGCACGUCGCGCCGAAAGGUGGAGAAGGAGGUGGCCACACCGACCGAGAAGCGAGGCAGCAAGCGUACUGCACGCACCCCCCGGCCAGCCGCACUCGAGUCCGGCGGUGAUGAAGACACUGGCGCCAGUCCUGCACCGACAGUAGGGCCAUGGGGUACCCCAGCGCCAAGCGUUGGCACGCCCGCCGCGACAUCCGGAUCUGCCGCGCCGCCUCCAUCCCGCGGCCAGCGGAACAACCAGAAACUCAUCCUCUCCCUCCUCGACACGAUCCAGCAGCACAAGUAUGGCCCCGUGUUCCAGAACCCGGUCAAGAAAUCCGAGGCGCCAGACUAUUACGACAUUAUCAAGCGGCCCAUGGACCUCAAGACUAUCCGCAACCGUAUCAAGGACGGCACCAUCACGACGAUUGACGAGUUUGAGCGCGACAUUCGCCUCAUGUUUGCCAACGCUACAGUCUACAAUGCGCGCGGAAGCCAGGUGUGGGAGAUGGCCAAGGAGAUGCGUGCCGCGAGCGAGGGACACAUUGCACACUACAAGAGCAUGCAGCACCACCUCAACCGCUAG